Messenger RNA from Miscanthus lutarioriparius, 690 nucleotides. The record is from the annotation of a GenBank genome assembly. Lineage: Eukaryota; Viridiplantae; Streptophyta; Magnoliopsida; Poales; Poaceae.
AUGGGACUCUUCUCUGCUGUUCUCCGCGCCCUUCCUGCCCGGGUCCAGCAGUCUACUGAUCCGCCUGAUCCAAUUGGCGUGGUGCAGGCAGCCGGGAUGGAGAAAGGAGCCCCGGAGGCGUCGCCCCCCUGCGCUCGCUGCGGCAAGCCCGCUCAGCUCCAAUGCCCCAAGUGUGCUGAACUUAAGCUACCUCGUGAGAACGCAACUUUCUGCACACUGGAUUGUUUUAGGGUAGCAUGGAGCUCUCACAAAUCUGUUCACCCAAAGCCUGGUGCACUGGCAUCCCAGCAGUCUCCAGAAGGAUGGAAAUAUUAUGUGAGAAAAGGGCGGGGACGUGCAUUGGAACUUCCUCGUUUUGAUUGGACAGGUCCAUUGAGACCAUAUCCAAUAUCAAAGAUGCGUGUGGUGCCAGAUGAAAUUGAGAAGCCUGAUUGGGCGCUUGAUAUUAAGACCCCUGAACUCAUAGAAAGGAUGAGAGAAACAUGUCGAAUUGCAAGAGAGGUUUUAGAUGCAGCUGCUCGUGUAAUUAAACUAGGAAUUACAACAGAUGAAAUUGAUAGAGUUGUCCAUGAAGAGACAAUUGCUAGAGGUGGAUACCCAUCUCCAUUGAAUUACCAUUUCUUCCCCAGGUCAUGUUGCACGUCUGUCAACGAAGUCAUUUGCCAUGGAAUUCCAGAUGCCAGGUUAUGA